UGCUUCUGUGUGUUUGUGUGAGCAGAGGAGGGCGAAAACAAUCGACCAAUGGAAAACAUAAACAUUUAAAUUUGAACAUAUUUGGUAUCAGAACUAGAUGACCGGCCCAACAUGUCACUGCCGCGGAUCACGGACUUCGAAAUUCUCGAAAAACUCGGAGCGGGCAGCUAUGCGACCGUAUACAAAGCGCGGCACAAAAAACAGCGCACUUAUCACGCCAUCAAGUAUGUGGAAAUGUCGACGUUGUCGGAAACCUCGCGGGAAAACCUAAUCACCGAAAUACGCCUCCUCCGGGAACUCAAGCACAAGUAUAUUGUGACGCUACAGGAUUUCUUCUGGGACGACAAAAACAUUUACAUUGUGUUGGAAUACUGCAAUGCCGGCAAUCUAUCCGCUUUUAUACGAACCAAGAAGGCAUUGCCGGAGAGCACCUGUCGCUACUUUCUGCGCCAACUGGCGGCAGCUGUGCAGUACAUGCGAGCCAACGAUGUGUCCCACUUCGAUCUGAAGCCACAGAACCUGCUGCUCACCCGCGGAGCUAACAAUGUGUCCCUGAAGGUGGCAGACUUUGGGUUUGCUCAGCACCUGAAACUGGGCGAAAUCAAUCAACAGCUGAAGGGAUCGCCGCUCUACAUGGCUCCGGAGAUUGUGCGCAAGCAUCAGUACGAUGCCAAGGCAGAUCUCUGGAGCAUCGGUGUGAUCCUCUACGAAUGUCUAUUCGGCAAGGCGCCGUAUAGCUCGCGAACCAUUGAGGAACUAUUGCUGAGGAUCAGAAAGGCCGAGGCCAUAACACUGCCACCAAACGCUCGGAUCAGCAACGAGUGCCAUGAUCUCCUGCGCCGUCUUUUGGCCCACGAGCCCACGGCCCGCAUUUCGUUUGCGGACUUCUUUGCGCAUCCUUUUCUCGAUCUCAAGACGUUUCCCACGGAGCACACUCUGCAAAAGGCCAUUGAUCUGGUCACGCAGGCAUGCGCCUACGAUGAGAAACGCAACUACAAGGAGGCUUACUAUCUGUACUGCAGUGCCCUGCAGUAUUUUGUGCCGCUAAUCACGGAGGAGACGGACGCCACCAAGCGGCUGGCAUUGCGCAAUCGUGCCUUGUCCUACACAAAGCGCGCCGAGGAAAUCAAGAAUUGCAUAAUCGAGGACGAGUACAGGAUGUUGGCUGAACGGCAACGGCAGGCGGCUACAGCUGCCACAGCUAACCAAGAGUCACCUUCAGCUUCCCAAGAGCCCGCUGCGCAGCCCAGCAGCUCGCGGGUUGCUGAAAUGCUGGAGCCGGAUGCCCGCUAUAAACAGCUAUAUGCCCUUUCGAACUCAAGUCCGUCCCUGAAGACUGGCCUGGAAAUCGGACGGAAGGGUGAGCUUUACCUCUACGAACGGAAGCUGGACGCAGCACUGGAGUCGUACACUUCGGCGUUGGGCAUUCUGGUGCCGUUUGUGAAUAAUGAACCAAAGGGCGAACGCCGUAAUCUUUUGCUGCAGCAGCUGGAAUUCUGGAUGAAGGAGGCGGAGAGCAUCAAGAGCAUUUUGAGCGCCAAGCACUUGGACGAGGAGGAGCAGAAGCUGUCCACGCGCACUUCAUUGAGAACCAUCACAUUCCAGGGCUGGUCAAGUCCGCCGCUCCUUUAUUUCAUUCUGUUUAUAGUGCUUAAUUUGAUUAAAAUUGUUUAAAGAUAACCGAA
This is a messenger RNA of Drosophila yakuba, 1685 nucleotides long. It is a transcript of the gene Aduk, whose product is annotated as serine/threonine-protein kinase ULK3. Gene Ontology annotation, cellular component: cytoplasm; autophagosome. The transcript is spliced from 7 exons. Bases 112 to 1674 code for a protein of 520 amino acids. The record is from RefSeq and is a predicted model, not a curated record. Gene Ontology annotation, biological process: protein autophosphorylation; peptidyl-serine phosphorylation; autophagy. NCBI's taxonomy places the organism in Eukaryota, Metazoa, Arthropoda, Insecta, Diptera, Drosophilidae. Gene Ontology annotation, molecular function: ATP binding; protein serine/threonine kinase activity.